Molecule: messenger RNA, 3240 nt
Organism: Darwinula stevensoni
Lineage: Eukaryota; Metazoa; Arthropoda; Ostracoda; Podocopida; Darwinulidae
Source: the annotation of a GenBank genome assembly
AUCCAAAUGCACGAUGAUGAGUAUGAACGUAUGCACGUAUGAACCAGACUCUCCCCACAUGAUUGAGAUGCUUCCGCGAGUGGUGAACCUGGUGGUGUAUUACAUGGCGUUGCAUUACUACCAGCCGAUGUUCACGUUGAUUGGGGGAGGAUUCAAAAAGCUGGAGCAGGCAUCGAGGGAGAUGGGUUCGGUCUUGCCUAAGGGGGUGCAUUGGAUCAGAGACUCGGCGGUCAAAUUCGAUCCGGACAACAAGCGGGUCCACACCGGCUCUGGCGAUCAGAUCAGCUAUGAGUACAUGGUGAUAGCGAUGGGCGUCGCACUCAAUUUUCACUUGGUACCAGGGCUUGUGGAAGCCCUGGAGAAGGACCCCAUGGUUUGCUCAAACUAUUCCCCAAAAUACGUUUCCAAGACGAGUAAAGCCAUCCAUGCCUUCAAGGAAGGAAAUGCCAUCUUCACGUUCCCGAACACCCCAGUGAAGUGUGCAGGCGCGCCGCAGAAGAUCGCCUACCUGACGGACUGGCACUUCCGACGCGAAGGGAAGAGAGAGCGAGCAGUGGUGAUGUACAACACGUCACUCCCUGUGAUAUUUGGCGUGAAAAAGUACGCAGCAUCUCUGAUGGACGUGGUCAAGGAAAAAGGAAUCCAGUUGAACGUGAGGCGUAAUCUCGUCGAGGUUCGGUCAGACAAGAAGGAGGCCGUCUUCGAGAAUCUCGACAAUCCCAGUGAGAAGAUAACCUAUCAGUACGAGAUGCUGCAUGCGACCCCCCCGAUGAGCACCCCGGAGGUGCUGAGAACGUGCGAGAAACUGGUGGACCAGGGAGGCUUCUUGGACAUAAACAGAAACACCCUCCAGCAUAAAAAGUACCCUAACAUCUUCGGCGUCGGUGAUUGCACCAACCUCCCCACUGCGAAGACGGUCGCUGCUAUCUCCGAGCAGUUGCGCGUGUUGAAGAAGAACCUGUUCCUCCAAAUGGAAGGGAAGGCCUUGAAGCCCCUCUACGACGGAUAUUCUUCCUGCCCGCUGCUCGUCGGGUUCGACAAGUGCAUCUUGGCCGAGUUCGACUUCGACGGGGAACCGCUCGAGACGUUCCCGUUUAACCAAGGAAAGCCGAUGCGGUUCCCGUUCCAUCUCAAGAGGGAUUUCAUGCCGCAUCUCUACUGGCUGGCGCUUCUCACAGGGUACUGGGACGGGCCGGGUCGGUACAGGAAACUGAUGCACCUAGGCAUGGGUCGCUGACGGGCUUCGACGAAAACGGUUCUCUGCUUCAUCUUUCACUUAGAUUUCUUCUUAAAUGCCCUCUAGGAAGUAAGCUUCCAUUGUAAUUGUGGUGGCCCCAGGCCCUCCUCGGGUUGUCCGGUGAUCGGAACCUUGUAAAUGAUCGGAUCGUGUUGCUGGACUUGCAAGGAUUCUUCGACGUUGCCGCCGUGUUCUUCACGUUCAGAUUAGAAUGCAAUCUAGCAUUGCAUGAAACUGUCCAAGGCGCUGUUAAGUUGGCUUCAUGGAGUGAUGAAAGGAGCAUGCCACACUCCCUUCUGUAAGUCAAUGCCGAAGGACUCUGUGAUAGUGUGUCCAGGUGUGCGAGUAUGGGUACUUGGCAAGAGUCGAGUUGUGUCAUCGCCUGUCAUCUACAGAUAUCAUCAUAGUUGGCAUAUUCUAAAUUCCUUCGCUAGAGCCAUUUUCGGGAGGAAUAAGGGAUAGUAGCUUCUUCUCUACCCUCACUGUUAUGUAAUAGGGGUACUCCACUCCAAUAAUGUGAGGACUGCAAGGAGGGGAAACGGGAUCCUAGUUUGCAGUCAUAUGAGCCAGCGGGGAGGAAGAUGAAGACAAUGGAGCAGUGCUCUGGGUGCGCCUCGGCUGCCUCAUAGAGUGAGAACUUCCUCACUGGCCCUCUUUCUGUCUUAUCGUUACUUUGGUGUUUUUUUUUUCCCUUUCAGUUUUUUUUCUCAGUUGGCCUUGGAUGUUCUCACGUAGCUCCUUUCCUUAACCUCAUAAGCGUGGGGAGUUCCUUGAAGCUUUCUGGUACUUUUUCAUUUUAUUUAAUAUUUUCGUCGCUUGGUUCGUUGGUAUUGAGGAGACAGCAUGUCGUAAUGAUAAAUUUGAUAUUUAGCGUCGCGAUUUAAAAAGUUAUCAUUCGUUGCAGAAACAAAGUUUCUGCCUAAGAUACCGUGUACUUAAUACCAUGGUUGUGGUUAUAAUUUCAUAUUAGUUUCAAAUUCCAAAAUUCCUCAGAACAUUAAUCAAGUCCUGCUGCUUCAAUUCAUUCGGUCUUUCUUUGCGAUAGCGUUUUGUGCCAUAUUCUGCUUGGGACUGCCGCAUUCAGAUGCAGCUCUGUACUAAUUUGCAAUACUAGAAAAACAAGGUAGACCAGAAGGGAAUUCUGCUGCGAGGCAGAAUUAUUCCAGCUCUCACGUUGUCCACCUUUGCUUUCGUCGCAGGGCGGUCUGGUUUUAGUCGAUGUAUAAGCCUUGUUUACUUCUGGCACAGGUAUAUUAUCCUCUUCAGCGCCACUAGUGAUGCAACACAAGUUUGACCAAUAUAUUUAUCAAAUAUCGCUGGCGAAACUAAGAAGAUACCAUUCGUAAACGACGCAACUGGAUGCACGUUCAAGUAUCACACCUUUCAAAAAGUUUUAUGAAGGAAUGAGAUUUAAAAAAAAUUGGGUGCCAAAACACGCGAUUCAUGGAUCCGAGAUGGUCGAUCCUCUCGUCCUUCACAGCCAUCGAAGUGGAGCAUCCCUAAUGACCUUUAGUGGAGACAUGGUAAAUCUGCCAUGCAUUUAAACUUACCGGAACAGAUUUGCGAGAGGACUACAGAGGGAUAGAUGGCAUGCUCUGGCUCUUCUACUCCCCAUGAAGCUGCUUUAAAAAAUCGCAAUCAAUUUUACUGCUCGUGCCUUCAAGAAUCAGGAUAUUCAUGAUUUCACAAAGUUUUCAUUUGUGAAAAUGUGAGUGGAACUCUGACUUAAAAAAAUAUUCUUAUUUUUACUCUAGACUUAAGUUAUGUCAAAUUUUAACUGCAUGUUAGAAUUCUUUGUUCCCGGUGGCAUCUUUCCUCGACGCGAAGUUCAACCAAAAUAGCUUAAUCAGCGAUUUUGUGAUGCAGACAAUAUUGCGACUUGAGUCUUUCUGUUUUAUCACAUGUGUGUAACCAUGGGACCGGUGUUUUUAUCAAGGGCUUUUUUAAAAUUCUAUUUUUUCUUCCACUACGGACAAAUUCGAAUAUAGCAACUUUAUUUCUUC